ACAGGAGGUUCGAGAGAACUGUGUUCGCUGGAGGAAGAGGUUCACCUUUGUGUCCAAAAUGAGCGCAAACCCCCACACCGGAGUCCUGGAUCCCUCUGUCUGCAGGUUGUCAGUCAGGAAGGAACUCAAAGGAGGAAAAGCAUAUACGAAGCUGGGCUUCACAGACCUCAACAUGGCGGAGUUUGCGGGUUCUGGCUCCACUGUGCGCUGCUGUCUGCUGGAAGGAUACGACACCAAGAACACACGGCAGGACAACUCUAUACUGAAGGUGAUAAUUGGGAUGACCCUCCUGUCUGGAGAUCCGUGUUUUAAGACGCCUCCCUGCGCAGCCAAAUCCAUCUCCAUCCCGGGACAAGAGCACACCCUGCAGCUGGACUGUAAGGGGGAGGGAACGGCCGAGCCCGGGCCUGCUGGGGGGGUCUCUCUGGGCCGAGCUUCCAAGCCUCGACCCUCCAUCAUCAGCUCAGGUCUCCUUGAUGAAUCAGAAGCCAGCCACUCCGGCCCUGCAGAAGGUUUUCUCUCUGGUCACUCUCGUAACUCCAGCUAUGCCAGCCAGCACAGCAAAAUCUCAGGUUACAGCACUGAGCACUCCUGCUCCUCCAGCCUGUCGGACCUCACACACCGCAGGAACACCUCGACAGGAAGCAGCGCCUCUGGGUGCGUGGCCUCCCCUGCUGACACCCCUGCAGAGGGCGACAAGGACGCCGGACGUCCAGAGAGACCCCCUCGACCUCCGCGGCCCAUCUUACUCCCCAACAGGCCCUCCAGGAGGAAGCAGGACUCGGUGGAGAGUCACCCCUCUUGGGUAAACGACACCCGCAUGGACGCAGAUGAUAUUGUGGAGAAAAUUGUUCAAAGCCAAAACUUUGCAGAUGUCAACAACACUGAAGACAGCAACCUGCGACUGUUUGUCAGCAGAGACGGAACCACUGCGCUCAGCGGCAUCAGGCUCGGGAACAGGGUGUCUGCCGGCGGGUACGAGCCUGUGGUGAUAGAGAGCCAUUAGACCUGGAGCAGGAGCAGUGGAUCGUGUCGUCUUCUGUCUCACUGGUUUCCCCGGAGCUUCAGCCGGUCUGAUGCCGCGAGGGGGAGAAACCUCGUCAGUUUGCACUUUAUGUGAAGUUUGUCUGCACUCCGUUCAGCUGUUUCUCUGCACAAAUGUUUCUCUCGUACUGCCUUGUGGUGUGUUUACCUAACUAGAUUUUGGAUGGGAUUUAGAUCCAAAGAAGUCUGGAGAUUUAAAGAGAUAACACUUGAUGGUAAAUAUGUUUUACCUGUAAGAUGAUAACAGAUACAGACAGUAACAUCAUACAUUUGUCUCUGGUUUUAUUUUUCUGACUGAUGCUCUAUGCUAACUGUAGCAUAAAAGGAGGGAAACGGUUAAACAUUACGUCUGAGAUGACUGAUAUUUUCUGUGUUUAAGUCCCCUUUUUAAUACCAACCGCUUGAAGUACAGUAUACUUACUUGUCGUAUACUUUUUUUGCAGUUAGUAUACAAAUUAACAAAACGAAAAACACUUUUUUUUUAUUUCUAAAAAUGUAAGACUCUGAAAUAUUUGUGCUUACUUUGAGCCGCUCCUCUAUUGCAUUUCAUUCUUUGAGUAUGAAUCAUUUAGUCAAUUAAACAAUGUAAAGUCACUACAGACCAAAAAUCUGCUCAGUUUUAGUAUCUUAUCUGUUUAAAAUGGAGCAUGCUUUCAAGCUGAUAUUGUUAGAUAAAAAAAUAUUGGUGUCUUGUUAGGGCCUGCGUUAAUUUAGGUAAAAAAGUUUAAAGUCGUUUCCUUUUCAGUUACUGUCAAGAAUAUUAUGUCACUGCUCAAAAACAAAUGAUUGAAUAGGACAGACUAGAGUUAAAUCCACAUGGUGUCCAACUUCAGUCAAAUUCAAGCCACUUUCAUUAUAAAUUCAUUACUCAAUUCCAUUUUUUUAACAGAUUUCUUUUGACACGUUCUACAUCGUACUUAGCUCGAUCCACUUUACCUUUCCACGUCUAGGUGGUCAUGGUACAUUUAAUAUCAAAAGGAUAUUUUAAGACUGACUGCCAGAGGACCAUCUGUGGAGAACAUGUGUGUGAGAAGUGACAGUAAUGACAUUACAUUAGAGCUGAAAGAGACAGGAAGUCAUUGCCGGCUAGCCCUGAGUGACUUCCUGAUUUGCUGGCGACAUAUGGAUGAUUAUGUUUCAUGUUCACCAACGGUAGAAACCUGGCCAAUUGACUACUUGAUUUAUUCUUCUGUCAUAAACUGUGUUCUUCCCUCAACACUUGCAGGAUGAUAUGUUCAUCAGAAGUCAUUUUUGUUAAAGCUUAAAGUAAAAGUUUAGAAAACCACUACAAAGAUGCAAAAACUCUGAACCGCUUUAGUUUUUUUGUCUUUUUUUAGUUGUUGCUGUUCCCUGUUGAUCGGGGAAAAGCAGUGGAACCACUUUGUGCCUGUAAAGUUUCUCUUGAAUGAUCCGGAAGCACCAGGAAAUCUGUGAGUGCUAGUGAUGGAGAGGAGAGAAAUAUUGUUUUCUUGUUCUAUGUUGUAACGUGCAGGGGAAUCCCAUCCUAUACUCACUGCAUGUUGCUGCUCCAUCUCCAUGAAGGAUGACUUGUUUAUCAUUUAGUUCUCCUCUCCAUCCGAAGUUCAAACUGAAUGUGAGGUCGAUCUGAGAAACACAGUUCUGUGGUACAAACUGUUCUGGUUUUAUUUUGAAAGACAGAGUUUAAUCCAUGAAGAGGGAUUUCUGCAGACUCUAAAAGUCUUUGUUGCCCCCUGGUGGAGCAACGAGUCUGUGCUCAUUUGGUGUUCACAUGGAUGUUUAGUUAGUUUGUUUACAGCUGUCUUCGGAUGAACAAACACUAAAGUUGUGGAGAACACACACACACACACACACACACACACACACACACACACACACACACACACACACACACACACACACACACACACACACACACACACACCCAGCUGGCUGGUUGAUGGGUUAUUUUUAUCAGUUUUUCCAUUUGGGUUUUUACUCCAGAUACUUUUCCACAUAAAGUAAGAACAACAUUUAUUUUUGUCAAGAGUCUUAAAGUCAAAUGUUUUCUUUUGUAAAAAGAUAAAAAAGGAAUAAGUCUUUAUUUUCAAAUGCAGGUUAAGUCCACUUGAGUUUAGUUGAAUGACACAGAUGUUAUUUGCCAAGAUUUGGCUCCAACUAAGGAUAUUCUACAAUCAUAAAGAGGGAUAAUCAGCACAUUUUCAAACCAGCAAAUGAUUGUCUAUUAAGCUUUAAAAAAAACAAAAAACUUUUAUUGUCAACUUGUUUCCUUUCAAACAACAAAUCGAAACAUUGCUUAAUUGCAUCCGAAACAAAUAAAAUAAUAAUUUUGGCCUUGUUUACAAAGAAAAUCGGCUUUUAAGACUCUGUUCUUCAUCUGAAAACAUACUUAAGGACAAUAUAUUUUACGGUGAAGCUUUAGUUUUCCACCUUCCACAUCUUCUUCACACUACACUGGUUGAAUCCAGCUCAUUAUAUAAAAGUUGAAUCACUUUUCUUUACACUACCUGUUUGUAUUUUUGCAUCUGUUUGUUUAUUAAUCACGUGAUUUCUCACCAUUUUCGGGAUGAGUCACUGACUGUAGUCUGAAAUUGGGUUUACAUCACCACAGCCUUUAGUAUUCUUUUUAAAGCAUUUAUUUAUAUAUUCUUUCCCCUUUUUAAUCUUUUUAUUUCUCAUUGUCUGGAGGUUGUUAACAAGCUAUGCACACAACUCACCUCCCUGAGUCUUUGAUUUUUACAAUUAGUAAUUCUAACAAAUUAUUCUAUUCCUACAAAGCUAGUAUAACCUUAUUUUAUAGAGAAUCUUUUUGUUAUUUCUGCUGAAAUGACUUUUAAACAAUAAAAAGCUAAUUAGAG
Molecule: messenger RNA, 3881 nt
Organism: Trematomus bernacchii (emerald rockcod)
Lineage: Eukaryota; Metazoa; Chordata; Actinopteri; Perciformes; Nototheniidae
Product: protein FAM102A-like
Source: RefSeq, a predicted model, not a curated record